Molecule: messenger RNA, 4036 nt
Organism: Acanthaster planci (crown-of-thorns starfish)
Lineage: Eukaryota; Metazoa; Echinodermata; Asteroidea; Valvatida; Acanthasteridae
Gene: snx4
Product: sorting nexin 4
Biological process (GO): protein transport; positive regulation of autophagosome assembly
Cellular component (GO): plasma membrane; early endosome membrane; SNARE complex
Molecular function (GO): phosphatidylinositol-3-phosphate binding
Source: RefSeq, a predicted model, not a curated record
CUGUUCCCUAAACCCUGCUGAUUCUGCCACAGGUUGCCGACUACCAGCAGCCAUGGAAUGAAUCAACAUGGCGGACGCUAGAGGAGAUGUGUCUGCCCCCAACUACGAUUCUGAUCUUCUUUCCAGUCAACAGGAUGCAUCGGGUCAAACCUCAAUAGGGAAUUUAGCGAAAAUUGCUGCACAGAACAGGAAACCCAAACUCCCUCACUGGACGUCCUUAAUUGAUUGUCAGGAUGGGUCAUUGCUGGAGCAGGUGGAGAUAUGUGUGACAGAGCAAGAAAAGAGAACUGGGGCUGGUACCAUGGGCAUGAAGGAUGUCUUCACGGUGUACCUGGUGGAAACCAGGGUGAAGGAAAGUGGUGGCCAGGGCCUUGGUGACGGACACACCUCUCUCUGGAGGAGAUACAGUGAGUUUGAGCUGCUGCGUAACUACCUGGUUGUCACCUACUCCUAUGUGAUUGUCCCCCCACUUCCGGAGAAGAGGAUGACACUGAUGUGGCAGCAACUGAGCACAGUGGACAACUUUGACGCUGACUUCAUCGAGCGGCGGAGGGUGGGGCUAGAGGGCUUCCUGCAACGGGUGGGGGCCCACCAGACCCUGUGCCAAGACAGCAUCUUCCAUGGGUUCUUGAAGCAGGAGGACGGGUGGAAGGAAGCGGUGCAUUCCACAGGAUUCCAAGCAAAGCUGCCAGUUGGAUCUGUAGAAACACAGCAAGAUUCCAGAUUAAAAAGCCUGAAUGCGUCCUUUCGUCUGAAGAAACCAGACAGAAAAUUUGAAGAUCUGAAGAACUAUGCCAGUGAACUGCAAGCUAACAUCACAGCCGUGCUGAAAGUCAGAGCAAAGCUGGUGGACAGGCUGUAUGGCAUACACAAGAUCCACGGCAACUAUGGCCGAGUCUUCAGCGAGUGGAGCGGCAUCGAGCAGGAGAUGGGGGAUGGACUGCAGAGUGCUGGCCACUUCAUGGAUGCGUACAAGGACUACAUCGAUGACUACAUGAAUGAAGAGGAGCAGAUAGCUGAUCAGCUCAAGGAGUACAUCUACUUUGCUGAUGCACUCAAAUCUGUCUGCAGGAAGCAAGAGGUCCUGCAGUACGAAAUGGAGAAGGCAAGUGACUUGCUCACUGCCAAGAAACUACAGAGAGAUCAAGUUCUGGGUAAUGCACCCAGCAAAUCAUUUUCCUUCCGAGGGAUGAGAUCAAAGAUAUUUGGGCCGGAGAGCCAAGAAUCGAAGGACGCUCAGAUCAAGGUGCUGGAAGAGCAGAUAGAGGAGUGCGAGCAGCACCUCAAGCAAGCAACACAAGAAACAGAAAGGUUCAUUGAAAGUGCUUCAGCGGAGGUGGAGAGGUUCAAGAAACAAAGGACAACUGACUUGAAGGAAAUUUUCAUCAACUAUGCCAUUUUGCAAAUCAAAAUAUCAAAGAGGGGAAUUGCAGUGUGGACCAACAUGAAAGACUGUUUCCAGAAGAUGUGAUUCCAAGCAAGUACUGCCAGAAAUGCCUCUAAAGUUACUCCAGUUGCCAUGUUUCCUGCACUCAAGAUAUGUGGUUAAUAGCUGGUCCAUAGCUUCCUUAAAAGCUGGGGUCCGAUUUCAGCAAAUUCAGAUGCUUCUCAAAAUCUUGUCAUGAACAGUGUACAUGUACAUCACAGGUGCAUUUGGCCGUAACUGCACGUUUAUGCUAAGCAGAACUCUAGUCUAGGCUGAGCGGAUUGGCUGCUUAGUAGCUGUGCAUAAAAGCAAGUUCGAUAUUCAGACAGCAGAUGCUAAAAGUGAAGCGUAUUGUAGGUCAUUAGAGGUCAGCCCUAUCAGGGUGACAUCAGUUCUCAAAUGAUCCUAAUUGUCCUUUCAAAAUACCCAACUGCCUCAUCGGCCUUCCAUCCACAUGCUCUACUCUGGAGAAAUGUGUACCAGCUUUGUGCGUACAGUGUUAUGCGUUACCCACCCUAUGAGUAUUAGUAGUUACAUUGCCCGUAAAUGCUAUCAGUGUACAGAGUCGAUGAAAUCGACUUGUGUUGCCUAUUUGUAGAGUUGGUAUAGCUGAUUAAAUCAGCCGGAAGUGCUUUCCAGAGAGUAUAAAAGAUGUAUACACUGUUGUUGCACUGUCCUUUCAGACCAGUGCCUGACUUUUUUCAAAUUGUUGUCAGUAAUUAUGUCAGAUUACCUGCCUUUUAAAAGUGGUGGAGGAAAUAUGGACACUUUCAGCUUCAAAGACGCACGGAGCACGCAAAGUACAUGCAACAUGUCAGUGUCUUCUCACGAUAAGAAGUCGGUUGGUUGUUAAAGAGAAUCAGAGUUAUCGCCCAUGUUGAAAGUUUUUCAAGCAUGUCUUUGCAGUCAUUGUGUAAAUCCCAGUGUUGAAAUAACAAUUUCUUAUCUGCUGAUUACACCAAAACUACAAAACAAAACUUUUUGCACCAUUUAAAAUGUUCUCAAUUAUGCAUGUCUGCUGGAGAAAUACUUCACACCACUUAACAUUAAUGACAAAGCGGUCUCUUAAUUUAUCUAAAAAGAAUUCCAGUUAGUUGUUUAUUUGGUACUUGGCUUGAAACUGAUUUACAUAAUACCCUGAACAAAAUGUGACAUUAUUUCUUUCUCUUUUGGUUUGAGGGCAAGGCAUGUCUGAUGGAAUUUUUUCAUUUUUAUUGGUCAGUUUAUUUGGGCCAAAUGCAGUCUGCUGUAUGGUUUAUUUUUAUUUGAUAAUGAAACUUAAAAAAUUCCUCACAUUUUGGAGGUUCUAUUGAAAUUUAGUUAAAAAAUGCUUUAUCAUUCUUUUGUAAUGACUUCUUGAGGUACUAAAUUUAAAUUAUUUGAAAGGAAUGUCAAUGCCAAUAUUUAUGAUUCUUUUAUCAGUUGUACAUGGACUUUGAGUAAAAGGGGGAAACCAGAAAACAAUUUCAAACUCUGCAGGGGUACAAAAAAGUAGUGUAGCUGAUCAUUCUCCACAUACACAUUUACUGCCUCUAGUUGGAUAAUCUUUUGUUUUUCUUUUUUACAUUUCAUACAUAUUUAUAAGUAAACAUGCCCUUUCCAGUGGUCAGUAUUUAAACAUUUCAUGGACGUGAAACUGAUGUAACUGACUCGAGGAAUGCCACAACCUGCGCUGGCAUACAGAUUGGUACUCUAUCCACAGAUUGAUACUCAACCCAGGCAAUACUGUAUUCAACUAGUGAUCACACAUUUUUUUAGCCUGAAGCUAGACUCGUCAGGCAUAUGUGUGAAUGUUUCUGUUACCCUGCUAUAGAAGUGCUCAUCUUCCAGUGACUGGCCGCUGUUUCAAAAGAUGUUCUUCUAAAACCUUGGCCUUGACAGCUUCUUUAGGGAUCAGUUUUCCAGUUGUAUGAGGUGCGAAAUGCAAUAAGUUUAACCUUUUUAUUUCUGGAAUGGUAUACAACUUAAAUGAAUUCCUUGACUUGGGCAAUCUCUUGCUGCCUCUCAUCUGGAGGUUGUAUGGUCAGCUAAGAUGUUCAUUAUGACUGUUGAUCUUUCUGCUUUAUAUUUGUUUCACCUCAGAAUUGUGUGGGUUUUGUUUUGGCCAAUGUACAGUGUAUUAUCCCUUUGGCAGUCUUUACCGAUGCCAGUAAACUUAAUGAUGGUGGGCCAAGUGUUCAGUGGCGACAUGAAACACACUGUCAGAGUUCACAUGUGGCUGCUCAUCCGAUUUAUUACAUUUCAAGAUGGCCACAUCUACCACAUUGUACUCUGGUCACCUGAAUGGAUGGUUUUAGACAUGAUUGUGCAAUAUUGUUUGUCAUGAUCUUGCACAGAUGUCUGCAAUUUUUUUUUGUUUUGGUAAUAGGUUUUUUUAGAUGAAAUCCAAAUGAUAUGUAACAGCUUUAUAUCUGUUGGCCCAUGCAACUCAUUUAAAGUACUUUUUUUUUUUCAAUUUUUUGACAUCAGUCAAACAUUUGAUGAACAGUUCAUAAUCAAUAUGUAUUUCAAUCAUAUGUUGUUCAAAGCCACCUUUUGUGGGUUAAUUGUAAUUGCUAUCAGAAUGUGAGCACAAACAAUUGAUCAAUAAAAUCAUGAAAUCAGUGCUUA